AUGGGAAGUCUCUCUUCUUCAUGUAAAGUUUUUAUGCCCACAAAGGCCCCAUACAUGUAAUCCAUCCAUGUAGUAGCAAAGGUCAACGUGGAACCUCAUAAGCUGAAUAUUAAAAACAUAAUUUUUGAAGACACAAUAAUAACAAUAGUAAUUUUUAAUUUUGAGAAUACGUAGAAAUAAAAAAAUUUAUUUGACGAAUAGUUAAUUUUAUGUGCAGAAAAUUUUUAAUUAAUAAUGAAGCUACAUUUAAUUAAAGAAUAAUGUGCAUAGAUGAUAGAUAUUAAUCACAGGAGUCUACGUAUAUUUGUCAAAUUUCAUACAUUUGAAUAAUAUUAUUGUUCAUUUUCUUGUUUCAAUAAAAUUAAUAAAAUUAAUUUAUUCAUUUUAUUGUUGCAAGACUAGCAAAUAUAAAAUUAAAAUAAAUAAAAAACGAACACAUUUUAUGUACUUCAAUAUUCAUCAUAAUUCAUGA
Molecule: messenger RNA, 472 nt
Organism: Heterotrigona itama
Lineage: Eukaryota; Metazoa; Arthropoda; Insecta; Hymenoptera; Apidae
Source: the annotation of a GenBank genome assembly